Molecule: messenger RNA, 1913 nt
Organism: Trichechus manatus latirostris (Florida manatee)
Lineage: Eukaryota; Metazoa; Chordata; Mammalia; Sirenia; Trichechidae
Gene: NTMT1
Product: N-terminal Xaa-Pro-Lys N-methyltransferase 1
Exons: 3
Coding region: 888-1565 (225 amino acids)
Cellular component (GO): cytoplasm
Molecular function (GO): N-terminal protein N-methyltransferase activity
Source: RefSeq, a predicted model, not a curated record
GUAUUGUUUGUUGUAAUGAUGUAAUGAUGUUGUCAUAACAGCUUCCAUUUCCUGAGAACCCACAGAGCAAGUGUGGUGCUGAAUGCUUGACAUGCAAUAUCCCACUAAUGCAACCUUCAGAGCAUCGGAAGGUGAGCAAUCACCUCUGUCUGGCAGUAGAAGUGACUAAAGCUUGGAGAGGUUAACAGAGCCUACCUACCUGCAAGCUCACAUUCCCAUCACGGCUGCUUCAGGGGUCCACUCCAGAAUUUCUAUGCUGUAUAGAAACAGCCUAGGGUAGGGCAACCUGUUUGGACUGCAAACUUCAUAGACUUGUUCUGCUUACUUGGAGUGGUAAUCCCUUAGCCUUGCCAAGGUUAUUUCUUUUUCUUUUCUUUAUUUUUUAGGCAGUAUAUUAAUCUAAGAUGCUUAUGGGAAAGGGUGUGAUUUGAGGAGUAAACGCUUUUUUACCCAGUGGAAAACCCACAGAACACUAGUUUUUAAAAGCCCAGCCUCGCAGCCUCCAAAUGAACUCGUGCACGUGCUAGAGACCGGGUGAUGGUCUGGCGCUGCGGGUCUUGUAAGUUGGGGAGGUCCUUCUGGACACGGAAAACUCAAGCCAAGGUCGGGAACCCGCGGGACUAGGAGAGUCGAUCCCAGGGCGGAGCCAGUCGUGGCCCCGCCCUCCGGGCGCCCGGAAGUGACGUGAUGUGAGCGGACAAAGGUAUCGCUUGCUGGCUGGGUGCUGCUGUCGCGUUUGGUCGUGGUUUUGUGGAGCAGGCUGUAGACCUGUGGGGUCUCUGCUACCCUCCUUUCCUCUCCGUCCUCUUCUCCCGGGUUCCGGGAGUCCUUGCCCGGGGAGAGGCACUGUUGCUGAGCACUUGAGCAGAGACGUGGUUGGUAACACUAUGACAAGCGAGGUGAUAGAAGACGAGAAGCAAUUCUACUCAAAGGCCAAGACGUACUGGAAAGAAGUCCCACCCACAGUGGACGGCAUGCUCGGGGGGUAUGGCCACAUCUCCAGCAUCGACAUCAACAGCUCCCGGAAGUUCCUGCAGAGGUUCUUGAGGGAAGGCCCAAACAAGACAGGAACUUCCUAUGCCCUGGACUGUGGAGCUGGCAUUGGAAGGAUCACCAAGCGGCUGCUCUUGCCAUUGUUCAAAGUGGUGGAUAUGGUUGAUCUGACCGAGGACUUUCUGGUUAAAGCUAAGACCUACCUGGGUGAGGAGGGCAAGAGAGUGAGGAACUACUUCUGUUGUGGUCUCCAGGACUUCAGCCCAGAGCCUAGCUCUUACGACGUUAUCUGGAUCCAGUGGGUGAUAGGUGAGGAUUCUGCUUCCCUUCUACACCUUCCUGAACAUGUCCUGCCACUGAGGUUCCCCACAAGGCCCUGGGAGCUCUGCCCCCGUGCUCCCGCAGCAAGCAGGCCGGCAAGGAGUCCUCGUGUCCUCCUCUAUGUGUCUCAGGAUCUCCCUUCAGUGUUUCAUUGGAACUUAGUACCUGCUGCAGUCCAUUUGGGGGCAGUUUUUGUCGAAAAGUUAAAUGGCCAAUUACUGCAUUCAAAGAAAGUGAAAAUGAGUUUUUAAUAACAACAUGAAAAGCUUAAGCGUUGGCUGUUCCUUCUGUUCCCAGUGAACCGGCUCUGCUACGGUAACUGUCUUGCACCUGCUUAUCUUAGCAGCACACUCAGGGCUGACCCAGGGUGCUCCUUCUGCCACUGCUGAUUUGGCAGCAGGCCAGCGUGCUGGCAGCCAGCCACCACCUCCAGGGCUGGCAACAUGGCCCUGGUUUGAAUGCUUUGGGCCUGUAUCUUGUAGUCCCAAGAAGCCUUUGGCUGGAACUUGAAUGUAGGGAAGGGAAUCUGUUUGGGAACCCCUGCAACACUGAAACCUGAGAACCGGGUACACUCAGGUGGGUGACAUGGUAUGUGGAUU